AUAGUGAAUUAGCUCUCAAUGAAACAGUAGGAAUAUAAUCCAAAGCUACAGAUCAACGCUCGUAAAAUACCGUGUGAUAUAUACCUAUUUAAAUGAAAAGAAUACCACAAGCUGCUUCCUACAAUUCAAGCUCUGAAAAUCAUAUUAUAGAGGUCAUUUCUUUCCUCGGGGGAAAAAUGUACAGAAUUUCGGAGGAAAACAUUUCAAUGAGCAUAUUAAAAACUCAGAACCAGAUGCGUUUUGAAUCACACCAUCCAUCCUCUUAGUCAAAGUGUAAACAAGCUUUGGGGCUCACGUGGCUUCCUUCAAGUGGAUUGGCACCGUCCCUGGAAAUUCAUUCUGCAACAGGCGGAGAGAAGAACCAAGGCAAGAUGAAGAAAUUGCUCUUGCUUUUGCUGUCUCUCACCUUGUCGACGCUUUUCUCAGAGGCCUCCCCGAUUCUGAAGGAAAAGCAGGCCAAACAGCUCCUGAGAUCCCGGCGGCAGGACCGGCCUCCGAGCAAACCUGGAUUCCCUGAUGAGCCAAUGAGGGAGUACAUGCAUCACCUGCUCCGCCUGGAGCAUCGUGCUGAGGAGCAGUUCCUGGAGCACUGGCUGAAUCCGCACUGCAAGCCCCACUGCAACAGGAAUGUGAUCCAUCCCGUGUGA
Molecule: messenger RNA, 647 nt
Organism: Loxodonta africana (African savanna elephant)
Lineage: Eukaryota; Metazoa; Chordata; Mammalia; Proboscidea; Elephantidae
Gene: C18H17orf67
Product: chromosome 18 C17orf67 homolog
Exons: 3
Coding region: 372-647 (91 amino acids)
Source: RefSeq, a predicted model, not a curated record